AAUGCAUUUAAUACAUCAGUUAUUACAAAGUGAUUACACUUAACUAUAACAAAACAAUUUAGACGACAUAAACUGGGAUCAAAAACACUGCCAAGUCUUUACUUUCGAAGCCAUCGUAGUCUACAUUCUGCAGUGUUUCUAUCCGUUUCUUUGUGAGUCCCCCAUUUUGCGCAUUCCCGCUUUGUGCGCGCUCCCCUGGCAAUGAAAGCUAGACGCGUGCAAGUAUCUCACGAUUCCGACUGUUCGCCGUUUCAACCUUUCCCCUAGUUCUCGAGCACUGAGUUCACCGGGUUUACUCUGACACCGCUGACUCCACCGUCACGCCCUCCAACAGCCACGCACCCUCUUUCCUCCAAUCGCGGCACAGUCACGUAUUGAUCACGCUCUGUCUGUGCUCUGAUUGGAAUGCGUCCGCUACACCUUUGUUUUUGAUUGGUAACAUGUUACCACCCGCCAGUCUGCUCUAAAUUUUGUUUCUGUGUUUUUUUUCACCUCCCGUUUUGAUUCACUCAGCUGAGGCCAGUCUCGGCUGUUGGCAACCGCAAUACUUGUGUGCUCAGGGCUGGCUCUUUGAGUGGUCGCAUUGCUACUGUCUCUAUUACUAUUUUUACUCAUACGUUCCUAUGCUUACUUUUACAUCACCCCCGAUUUCAGAGCAGUCUUGUCGGCAGGGCCCUCCGCUCUCCUUUUCCUGCCUCUCCGCCCCUGUGAGGCAGCCAGCAGCCGUGCUACAGGCAACCUAGCACUCGGCAGACGCAAGGUGACUGGGCUAUAGAGACACAUUCACAUCUGUGUCCUCGGAAGAGCCCUCAACCACUGUUCACUGACUGCUGUCUAUGUGGUGUCCUCCACCAUUUUGAGACCCAAACGAUUCAUGACUUGGACAAACGGCUGAUCUAACGGACAUCAGGGUGAUGAUGAUGGAGAGGAAGAGGCUCAACAGCGAGCAGUCUUGCUGCAGCACUUUUGAGUACAACGACCUGGAGGCCGCCGAGGCUCUCGUCAGCAUGAGCUGCUGGGGUCACAGGUCGGCAGUCCACAAGCCACGCCCCCUGACCCCUACCUCAGACUCCUGUGACUCUCUCCUCCUGCACCCUGAGGUCAUGGAGUCCCCCAAAGACCUGAUUGCACUUUCAUCACUGUGCAUGACCCCACCACACAGCCCCAGCUUUGCUGAGACCUCCACGACAACAACCGUCCUCACCGUCACCACCUCAUUGGCUGGGUCAGGCCCGAGACCAGUCUUAACCCGGUCCAGACUCUGCGCGGGUCUACCCCGCAGGAAUAACACCCCCCUCGUCCAACGGCCUGGCCCGGCCCCGGAGAGCUCUGCAGGUCCGGAGCUUCCUAGCCGAGCCAUGGUGACCAGUGUUAUCCGACACACUGCAGACCCGGCCCUCACACAGCCCAGCAACAACGUUCCACCUCAGUCCCUCAUGGGACAGCGCACAAGCACCACUUCCAACAGAAAUCCUACCACAGUCUCCCUGGCCGAGGCCGUUCCCAUCCAGACUGAAUCACGGAGCGGCAGCAAUGGGCCGUGCGUUACCGUAUCGAAGGACCAAGGCAGUUCAUCCUCACCUGACACCAGCACAGGCUCCCCCCCUCCUCUCACCUCAAGGACCACACCCCAGCCCCCCGCCACCUCCCGGUCUUCGACACCCAUCCCAAGCUCCCAGGUUCUCUGCCAGUUGUUUCCUGUCAGUGAGAGGACAGGGAUGAUCUCUGCUUUUGUCCAGGCAGGCCCGCUUCAGAUGACCCAGGGGAACCCUAAGCCCAUACUACCCCAGUCAUCUUCCUCCUUCCCCCAGCCACUCCAGUUGGUGGGAUCGACUCAGGGGACGGUGAUGUUUGUGGUUCCCCAGAGCCCAGUGUCGCAGGCCUCAUCGUGCCAACAAACUGUCAUGACCCUGGGGAACACCAAGCUCCUGCCCCUGGCCCCAGCUCCAGUUUAUAUGCCCUCAGGGCAAAGAAGCAAUGCCCCCCAGGCUGAAUUCUCCCGCAGAAGAAACUACGUCUGCAACUUCCCGUGCUGUAAGAAGACCUACUUUAAAAGUUCCCACCUCAAGGCCCAUCUCAGAACCCACACCGGUGAGAAACCAUUCAGCUGUCACUGGGAGGGCUGCGACAAGAAGUUUGCUCGAUCAGACGAGCUGUCCCGCCACCGGCGAACACACACCGGCGAGAAGAAGUUUGUGUGUAACGUGUGCGAUCGGCGCUUCAUGCGCAGCGACCACCUGACCAAGCAUGCCCGCCGGCACGUGACCACCAAGAGGACCUCCACGUGGCCCGCUGAAGUCCGUGAACUGAACAAGAUGGCGGUUUCGAAGGGCCAAUCGAAUGGUUCCAGUCUUCCUCUCAGUGUGCUGGUGCCAGCCCCAAAUUAACUUGGGCUCUGGGGCGGCACAGUCAUCUCAGGACAAUAUCCCACCAACAACACACAAAACUAGUUGGAAAAAUUCAACGGAAACCACAGGCUGCUACACAUUCAUUGGACAGAAAACAAACUGACCUUGCACUGGAUUUUUUUUUUAUUAUGCUUGUUUUGUACUUCUUUUGAUCUCUAUAUGUAAUUAUGUUUACUAUAAUAUGUAUACAGUAUGUAAUGUUUAGCAAAAUGUAUGCAUUUUUUUUUUUUUUUUGCCAAAGCCUUUGUGUGCUUCUGUGUUACUGUUUGUCUUUGUGCUUGUAAAUAUGUAUAAGAAUAUCUAUAUAUGAAUGUUGCAGUAUUCCAAUCUACAUCUAUUGACAAUACAUCAAUACAUAUUAUUGAUAUUUUAAAAUAUGUCAGUAGACAGUAUUCCUCACUGUGAUACCUACUUUGUUGCUUUGCAUAUUAUUUAAUAAAUGUUUGUUUUAAAGUGCUGUUUUGAUAGCUUGAUUGUGUUUUAUUAAGGAUAUAGCAACCACUAUAAAUACCUCAUAUUAUUACUUAAUAAAUACUAAACUUUAUAAAGACUUACCAUACUAAUAUUAUGAGUAAUCAAUGUAUGAUUUAUUUGUAUAGAUAUGGUCGAUCUUUUAAAAAAGUACUGUCCAAUUUUGCCCUU
Molecule: messenger RNA, 3050 nt
Organism: Esox lucius (northern pike)
Lineage: Eukaryota; Metazoa; Chordata; Actinopteri; Esociformes; Esocidae
Product: Krueppel-like factor 11
Exons: 5
Coding region: 915-2387 (490 amino acids)
Biological process (GO): regulation of transcription by RNA polymerase II
Molecular function (GO): DNA-binding transcription factor activity, RNA polymerase II-specific; RNA polymerase II cis-regulatory region sequence-specific DNA binding
Source: RefSeq, a predicted model, not a curated record